GCGUGAGAGCGGGCGGUUGACAAGUCCACGGGAUUGGGGCGCCAGCGCCAUGUUCUGUGAUAAGGCCAUGGAGCUGGUCCGCGAGCUGCAACGCGUGCCGGAUGGGCAGCUGCUAGCCUUCAAUGAGGAUGGACUCAGGCAAGUUCUGGAGGAGAUGAAAGCUUUAUAUGAACAAAACCAGUCUGAUGUGAAUGAAGCGAAGUCAGGUGGACAGAGUGAUUUGAUACCAACCAUCAAAUUUCGACACUGUUCUUUGCUAAGAAAUCAACGGUGCACUGUAGCAUACUUGUAUGACCGAUUGCUUCGGAUUAGAGCACUCAGGUGGGAAUAUGGCAGUGUUCUACCAAAUGUUUUACGAUUUCACAUGUCUGCUGAAGAAAUGCAAUGGUUCAAUCAUUAUAAAAAGUCUCUUGCUACUUAUAUGAGGUCACUGGGAGAAGAUGAAGGUUUGGAUAUUACACAGGAUAUGAAACCUCCCAAAAGCCUAUAUAUUGAAGUACGAUGUCUAAAAGACUAUGGCGAAUUUGAAGUUGAUGAUGGUACUUCAGUCCUAUUAAAAAAAAAUAGCCAGCACUUUCUACCUCGGUGGAAAUGUGAGCAGCUGAUUAGACAAGGUGUUCUGGAGCACAUCCUAUGGUGACCUCAUACUGUGAGCACAUGGAAGCAUGCACACAGGUGAGCCCUAAAGUCCACAUGAAUCAGCUAUGAAGAUAUACAGCUAUGAAGGCCAUUAUCAUGUUGCCAGCUUGCCAUCAUUCCUGAACUUAAAUGAUAUGAUGUUCUUUUGUGU
Molecule: messenger RNA, 790 nt
Organism: Molossus molossus (Pallas's mastiff bat)
Lineage: Eukaryota; Metazoa; Chordata; Mammalia; Chiroptera; Molossidae
Gene: GINS1
Product: GINS complex subunit 1
Exons: 8
Coding region: 50-640 (196 amino acids)
Biological process (GO): DNA strand elongation involved in mitotic DNA replication; DNA replication
Cellular component (GO): GINS complex
Source: RefSeq, a predicted model, not a curated record